Salvelinus fontinalis (brook trout) is the source of this 5830-nucleotide messenger RNA. Its product is annotated as beta-adrenergic receptor kinase 2. The transcript has 21 exons. NCBI's taxonomy places the organism in Eukaryota, Metazoa, Chordata, Actinopteri, Salmoniformes, Salmonidae. The coding region runs from base 505 to 2571 and encodes 688 amino acids. The record is from RefSeq and is a predicted model, not a curated record. Gene Ontology annotation, biological process: G protein-coupled receptor signaling pathway; protein phosphorylation; regulation of signal transduction. Gene Ontology annotation, molecular function: G protein-coupled receptor kinase activity; ATP binding; G protein-coupled receptor binding.
CAGUGGGGUUUGACAGUUAUUAGCUAACUAGCUGGCUUGCUAGUUAGCCAAAUCUAGCAGGUGGUCCAUCUAAAUAAGUGAAGCGCUCUGGAUGUGGGGGGGCAGAAACGAAAAUCUCAUCAAUCUUGUCUGCCAUUAUUUUUAACUGCUUUAUAUUCGGAGUCCAUGAAACCACCACACACGUUUGCACAUAACGGGAACCUUAUUGAUGGAAAAAAUAAUCACACCCAGAUGAGUGAACUCUCAAUAAACGAGUCAUCUAGUGAGUUAUCAAUCUCUCCAUUUUUUUUCUGUCACAAUGGUUGUGUUUUGAGAGACUGUGUUUGCCAAACCUAGAGGAAGAAAACGACAGUCUCCAUUCGAUGGUCGCCCCUGUCAUUCCGCAUAGCUGUCUUGGUCGCCCUGGUUGGAUCUAGCUAGAUUCAGUGGACAUUCGAUUUGUCUUUCCUAUCAAAUAAAAAAAGACGUUCCCACGGCAGGUGUUGUGUCCACCCAAGGUUGAAGAUGGCGGACCUCGAAGCAGUUCUCGCCGAUGUCAGCUAUUUGAUGGCGAUGGAGAAGAGCAAAUCUACUCCAGCGGCCCGGGCAAGCAAGAAAAUCAUACUGCCUGAACCCAGUAUUCGCAGUGUGAUGCAGAAGUACCUAGAGGAGAGAGAAGAGCUGACGUUUGACAAAAUCUUCAACCAGAAGAUUGGUUUUCUGCUGUUCAAAGAUUUCUGUUUGACUGAAAUCGACGAGGCCGUACCACAGCUCAAGUUCUACGAAGAGAUUAAGGACUACGAGAAGUUGGACUCUGAAGAGGAGAGGUUGUGCCGUAGCAGACAGAUCUAUGACGGCUACAUCAUGAAGGAACUCCUCUCCUGCUCACAUGCCUUCUCUAAGAAAGCGGUGGAUCACGUUCAGACCCACCUGGCCAAGAAGCAGGUGCCUCCCUCUCUCUUCCAGCCGUACAUCGUGGAGAUCUGUGACAGCCUGCGAGGGAUGAUCUUCCAGAAGUUCAUAGAGAGUGACAAGUUCACUCGUUUCUGCCAGUGGAAGAAUGUGGAGCUGAACAUCCAUUUGUCGAUGAAUGACUUCAGUGUCCACCGCAUCAUCGGACGGGGGGGUUUCGGGGAGGUGUACGGCUGCAGGAAGGCUGACACCGGCAAGAUGUAUGCCAUGAAGUGUUUGGAUAAGAAAAGGAUCAAGAUGAAGCAGGGGGAGACUCUGGCUCUGAACGAGAGAAUUAUGCUGUCACUUGUCAGCACAGGGGACUGUCCGUUCAUCGUGUGCAUGACGUACGCCUUCCACACACCAGACAAACUCUGCUUCAUUCUGGACCUGAUGAAUGGAGGGGACCUGCACUACCACCUGUCUCAGCACGGUGUGUUCAGUGAGAAGGAGAUGCGCUUCUACGCAGCAGAGAUCAUCCUGGGACUGGAACACAUGCACAACCGCUUUGUUGUCUACAGAGACCUCAAGCCUGCUAACAUCCUGUUGGAUGAGCAUGGUCACGUGCGUAUCUCAGACCUGGGUCUGGCCUGCGACUUCUCCAAGAAGAAGCCUCACGCCAGUGUUGGUACUCAUGGGUACAUGGCGCCGGAGGUGCUUCAGAAGGGGACGGCGUACGACAGCAGCGCCGACUGGUUCUCACUGGGCUGCAUGCUCUUCAAACUCCUCCGAGGGCACAGUCCCUUCAGACAGCACAAGACCAAAGACAAACACGAGAUUGACCGCAUGACGCUCACUAUGAACGUGGAGUUGCCAGACUCGUUCUCUGUGGAGCUGAAGGGUCUGUUGGAGGGUCUGCUGCAGAGAGACGUGGCCAAGAGACUGGGCUGCUUGGGACGAGGGGCCCCAGAGGUGAAGGAGCAUCUGUUCUUCAAAGGCAUCGACUGGCAGCAAGUGUAUCUUCAGAAGUAUUCUCCCCCUCUCAUCCCUCCAAGGGGAGAGGUAAAUGCAGCAGAUGCAUUUGACAUUGGCUCCUUUGACGAAGAGGACACCAAGGGUAUCAAGUUGUUGGACAGUGACCAGGAAUUGUACAAGAACUUCCCCCUGGUCAUCUCAGAGCGCUGGCAGCAGGAGGUGGCUGAGACGGUGUACGAGGCGGUCAACUCCGACACGGACAAGAACGAGGCCCGCAAGAGGACCAAGAACAAACAGCUGGGCCACGAGGAGGACUAUGCCCUGGGGAAGGACUGUAUAAUGCACGGCUACAUGUUGAAGCUGGGGAACCCGUUCCUGACGCAGUGGCAGCGCCGAUACUUCUACCUGUUCCCCAACCGAGUGGAGUGGAGGGGAGAGGGGGAGUCACGGCAAAACCUGCUGACGAUGGAGCAGAUCGUGACGGUGGAGGAGACGCAGAUAAAAGAUAAGAAGUGCAUCCUGCUGCGCAUCAAAGGGGGGAAGCAGUUUGUCCUGCAGUGUGAGAGUGACCCAGAGUUUGUCCAGUGGAAGAAAGAGCUGACCGAGGCGUUUACUGAGGCCCAGAAGCUGCUGCGUCGCGCCCCUAAGGUCAUCGGGAAGGGUCGGGCUGGGGGGGUGGAGCUCUCCAAACCUCCUCUCACACACCGCAACAGCAACGGCCUGUAGGCCGCACACACACACACCUACACACACCGCAUCCUAUAACCUCAUCCCCUAUGAACCCGCCCGCCACAGCCCCAAGUCCUAGACACACACACACACACACACACACACACACACACACACACACACACACACACACACACAUCCAAUAAAGCCCCACACUCUCACUCUGGAGUGUGUAUGGACCAAGCCUGCCAGCCUCUCUCCUCUGUUGUCACACACACACACCGAAAGGCAAAAACGUACCAUCGGACCAUGCGUGUACCUAAAGAGAACCAGAGCGCCCUCCCUCUCCGACCGCACCCUGGAGCGAUGCCACGCAUCCCUCUUCCUCUCGCCCCCCAAAUGGACCAGCAUUCCACACAGCCGACCUCACGCACACGAGUGCGCACACACCAACUGAACCCGGCAGAGCAGCAAACGCCAGUCCCGAGUAGGAGAGGGAAGACUGGGGCACCUGUCCCCACCUCGUCUUCUCUCCACCCGUCCCUCCCUCUGUCCCUCGUUCCCCCCAGCCUCGUCUUGAGACUGGACCCGAGCCACACGCACCUGCCGGGCCGCUCUCCACGGGAUUGGCUGGCUGUAGUGGAGGGGCGGGGACCUAAAGCAGGAAGUGAGUAUCUGGACCAAUGGCACCGCUUGGAGAGAGGGGCCGGACCAAUAACGUCCAUCUCCUGUGAGCUAAUGAAGAAGGGAAAGGAGAGACUGAGUGGAGAGGAGAAGUGGAAAGAUGGUGGGAGGAGGACAGGAAGCAGAGAGACCUGCCGGGACAAACCGAGAGAUUGGCAGUGACCUGCGCGUGUGUAAGUGUGUGUGUACGCUGUUGUCCCUGUGUGUUAGCUGUGAGUGUGUGUCCAGAGAUGGGGCCAUAGAGGUUGGCAGCAGGUUUCAUUCCUUCCACAGAGCACGAACGAAGGAGAGAAAGAUGACUGCUUUGACUUUUUGAAAAGACGUUUACCCUCUUCUCCUCCUCCAUCCCUCCCCUCCGUCUUCCCUCCAUCAGUGAAAUGCAUAAAGUGCCAAUGUCAAUAUUUUCUUGAGUCACCUAAGCAUCCAGGAGGACCCGUUUUGAAAGCAGACGUCCCCCGUGUCCCCCCCGGAUACGGAACUCUCUGGCACGGAACUCUCGUCGCCACGGACAAACCUCUCCGCUGCAGCUCGUGCAUGGCUCUUGGUAACCAUAUAGACUGGGGGGGGGGGGGGGGUUGUUUGCACCUGAAACUAUGGGAACCGGGGAUGGUGUGUACGAAGGCCAAGAUGUUCUCUGUGCAUCUCCUCCAGUCCUUUACUCCAGUACUGCUCUACCACACGUUUGCAUUCGUAUGUGAAUCUGUACUCUUCUCUUUAGGAAUGUUGGGGAGGGAGGGGGGAUCUUUCAUUCACCUGGCAGUAUGCGUACCUCAGAGCGGGGACUGUAUGUGAGUUUUGAACCCCAGCGGGGACGGAUACUUUGCUGUGUGAGAAGUUGUAAUUGUGUCAGGGCAGCUCUAAUGUGUACGUCGUAGUCUUGCAGCUAUCCAGAUGUAGAUCGCACACACACACACACACACACACACACACACAGAGGAUUGGCCAUAUAAGUAGGUCAGUGCAGGGAGAGAGGGAGAGGUGGUAGGUGACGCGGAACCCGAAUCUGUUAGUCCCCUUCAGUCCGGUUUGAACCUAUGGAUUGUUUCUGAAUGUGACCCAGAAUGGUAGACCCACAAUUCUCUCUGGCUUUAUAUAUUAGGAGAACCAGCUGUGCUGCUGUGGCUGCAGCCGUAACACGUCCGUUUAAGCGAAGGACAUGAAUGCGCAGCUGGUUGUAGAAAAGAGAGGAGAAAGGAUUUGUUCACUCAAUUUAAAUUUCUGGGUUUUUCUGGGGUCCCCCCCCCCUUUUCUUCCAUGCAGUAGAAGGUUCCUCGUCUGUGAUAUAUCCGUGCAUUUCCACAGCUGUGACCUACGUGUGGCUGGGGGGGUAGAGGAGGGUUUAUGUGUUGGGGGGGGGGUGUUGAUAUUCUUAGAGGCCUACACAGGUCAGUCAGGGGAAGUGAUGUCGUUUUAGAGAGAUACCUCUUCAGGGCGUUUUCUUUCUUUUUUUUACCAAAAUGAAUGGGUUUUGUCUCACCUUUUUAACCUAAUGUGUUACUCGAUGUUCAAUGUGCCAAAUACCUGUCACUGAUUGAUUCUGAUUGGCUGGGCUGACUGUUCUGGACCAAUGAGAAUCCUCCUAUCUGAACAGGCCCCUGCGGGGACGAACCCCUCAGCGCCAGCCUCUGGCCACACACACACUCUCUCUCUCUCUCUCUGUCAACCUUUUGAAUCUGAGGAGUGGGUCUUUUUUAAAGGGUACAAAACUGACCAAACUGGGGAUGUGGAAUAGAAGAGUGUGUGUGUUGUGUGUUGUGUGUGUGUGUGUCAGCAUGGAGUGAAUCUGGCUUUCAGCACCUCCACUUGUCACACACACACAGGGCUUGGUUGUAAUGGGUCUAUUCAGUGUGUGUGUUGUGUGUACAAGCAUGAGUGUGUGUGUGUGUGUGCGCUGCAUUCAAUCGCUUGUCAGUAUGUUUUAUUUAGUGGAGAUGUUUUUGUCGAACCUCUACACGCGCACACACAAGCUUGACAACAAAACAAGACAAUGAAAAGAGGCAGCAUAUAGGAAGGAGAAAAAAACUAACAAAAAAUUUAAGUAUAUAUAUAUAUAUAUAUAUGAAUGAAUAUAUGUGUGUAUAUUAAAUGACAAAUGCUCUAGGUUUAUUUAAGAAGAUUUCACGAUGUAGAGACGAUCUUCAGCUGAGGAUGCUCUGUGUGAGCGUCGGAGUUUUGAAGUGUGUAAAUCUGUUUGUGGUGAAAACUUUGGAUCUUGCACAUAAAGACUUUAGCUAUCGUAUCUUCAAAUUGCCCGAUUAUUUUUGUUUGAAUACCCGGACUCUUGCUCUUUCAUAUUUAUUGCGUGUUUUUUGGGGGGGGGGAAUAGCGGCCUCUGUCUACGAGCUCGCGCCAGGGGUCUCGCUAUAGAAUACUCCGGUUUACACACCACCAGACAAAUGAUUUGACACGUGCCACAAACAAACGCAAAUACUACUGGCUUUGGGUUACUAUUACCAUUAAAGUUUUGACGAUGAUGAUUACUGUUAUUGGUAAUAUUAUUAAAUGAUAAUUGUUAUUACAUUUUGUUUUAAUGAAUUUUGUUAUAUUGUUUUUAAGACCGCUAGGAGCAUAUGUGUUGGACUGCUUAUAUAAAACAGUUCAGAAAUAAAUACAUCAUUUUCUUUUGUCCGUG